Rhineura floridana is the source of this 2007-nucleotide messenger RNA. RefSeq names its product FAM3 metabolism regulating signaling molecule B (gene FAM3B). The record is from RefSeq and is a predicted model, not a curated record. The transcript is spliced from 8 exons. The coding region runs from base 455 to 1147 and encodes 230 amino acids. Lineage: Eukaryota; Metazoa; Chordata; Lepidosauria; Squamata; Rhineuridae.
UCAGGCAGCAAAAUGACUUAGAUCAGCCCUGAUGAUAAUGUUAAGAGUUAUUGAAUAUUAUCUAAUUACAUUAAGAGCUACCUUUUUGAUUUUGAUUUUUUUGAAAAAGCAUAAUGUGCCUAGAUGCAAGUCAACGGAGCACUGUUUGGGGACUAGGAGUGAGGUCAGAGCCUGGCCAAAACGACAAGAGAUGGUGUAUGUACUCUUUCUAUGGUUGUUUUGGCAGGAAAUCCAAACCAGCUGACAAAGUUAUCAACAGAAGGGAGGAGUAACUUCCACUGCAGCAGUUUAAACACUUUUUAAAAAACCACUGAAGGUUACACUUUUUUAAGGGGAGAAGGCUGCGAAGUUCAUCCCCUCUCCUCCAAUUUCGCUAUAAUAUUCCACUGGACUACACAUGGGUGUGCAGAUGCUGCCUCCACACAAGCACUAAUAAGUUGCUUCUUUGGAUUUUAUGAAGUUAGGAGGGUUUAUCUUUGCAUCUGUAUGUGCCUGGUACUUAGGAUCCCUAUUGGCAUAUAUGAUACCUGAAGACUCUCUGGCAUCAACUUUUGACAGUCUUCAGAACAUUGCAGAAAAACCAAAAAUCAAGGCACCACCCCCAAAAAGACUGAAAUGUGACCACUGGUCUCCCUGUUUGCCUGGGAGCUAUGCUUAUCGCAUACUCAGUGGAGGUGGUCUGAAGACAUUUGCAAAGAUCUGCUUUGAAGAUCAGCUCCUCAUAAGCCAAGAAAAUAAAAAUGCUGGAAGAGGAAUAAAUAUUGCCAUUGUGGACUAUAACACUGGAAAGCUUGUUGAUGCAAAAUAUUUUGACAUGUGGGAAGGAGAAUUUUCUGGACCAAUGACUAAUUUCAUCAGAAAUGCCCCACAGAGAUCACUGCUCCUAAUGGUGACCCAUGAUGAUGGAAGCACAAAGUUAACGGAGGAUGCAAAAAAGGCAAUAGCAGAUCUAGGAAGUAAAGAAAUACGGAAUUUGCGAUUCAGGUCAAGCUGGGCCUUCAUAGCUGCAAAAGGUUUUGAGCUGCCAGAUAGCAUACAAAGGGAAAAGGUCAACCAUUCUGACAAGAAAAAGAACCGAUAUGGUGGCUGGCCAGCUGAAGUCCAGAUAGAAGGCUGCAUUCCAAAAAACGAACAGGCUCAAUUCUAAAGUUAAGCUGUAUCGGCAAAGUGGUACACCCCAUAUUUGUCACAUGAUCUCUGAAGGAUUUGUUUGCUGAACAAUGGAAUCCCUACAGUUAUGGAUGAAAAUGGCCUAAAUUUUACAAAAGACUAUGAGCUGGUUUGCACGUAACAUUAAGCCAAUCUCAGAGAGAUCGCAGCUGCAUUGGUUGUCCCCUGAUCCUUGUGCCAUGAGUUAAGCCAUGGUUUGACUUAGCAUGUUAUCCAAACCUAGGCUCAUGGUUAAUCUAAGCUGUAAACCCAAAACAGCCUGUGGCAUGACUGGAGUGAAAUAGAUCACAAGCUCAGGUUUGGACAACACACUAAGUCAAAAAAUGAUGGCUUAACUCAUAGCAGCAGUACCAAAGGAGGAGCAAAGUGGCUGCAGCCUCCUCUCUGGGAGCUCAUGGGUUCACACUAAGCCAUAGUUUGGUUCAGUAUGGUGUGUGAGCCAGCUCAAAAUUAAUUUGAAACUUUGGUUUCAAUGGCACACUGGUUCUUGCGGUCAGUUCUUGUUUAUGGAAUAUGAAUAAUUAAAGACUUGAUUUUCUAUGCAUUGGAAAGACCCUAAUAUCACAGGAGCAUUGCAAGCAGUAAAAUGCCCCACAUUGGUUUGGGUAUUGAUAGAGAUGAGUAACCAAACCUAGCACCCAAAGAUCGAAGUUGGCAAUGAAGCUUGUAAAAGAAUCCCAUGCCUAUCCCCACUCCUUGAAUUUAUUUCAAUGAAACAUGUUCAGCCAUAUCUAAUCAUGAAGUUGAUAGUUUCAUGGUUUCACAGUUUUAUACUUGAAUGUAUAUGUAUUUAUUACUUUAAUUAUCUGGACGCAAUAAAAGGAUUUCAUUUUUAAA